AUGCGAAAAUAUGGCUUCAGAAUGCAUAAGUGGUUGCGGGAGACGAUCCAGACGAAGGCGACGGAGGCAUGCAGCCUCUCCUGCGGUUGCCUGACAUCCGCCAUCACCGCCCGCCUGCCCAUCCUGUCGUGGCUGCCGGCGUACAAGCUGCGGGAGUCUCUCCUUGGCGACAUCAUUGCCGGCGUCACUGUUGCCAUCAUGCAUAUUCCCCAAGGUAUGGCCUACGCGCUGCUGGCCAACCUCCCGCCCAUCAAUGGAAUCUACAUGGCUUUUUUCCCCGUGCUGAUCUACGCCUUCUUGGGCACCUCGCGACACUGCUCCAUGGGUACCUUCGCCGUUGUCUGCCUGAUGACCGGCAAAGUCGUAACAGAUCUGUCCUCUCCUGAAAGCGUCGACGUGGAGGGAGACAUAGUAAACAACUCCACAAUGACGGGACCAUCGUAUUCACCGAGCCAAGUCGCUGCUCUGGUUUCCUUUAUGGUUGGGGUGUGGGAGCUCAUCAUGGGCUUACUGCAACUCGGGUCACUUAGUGUCUUCCUCUCCGACAUGCUGGUGUCUGGAUUCACAACUGGGGCUGCCAUUCAUGUGUUGACGUCACAGGUCAAGUACCUCUUUGGGCUUCACAUUCAGCGAUACAGUGGACCAUUAAAGAUUAUUUAUACAUACCGUGAUAUCAUCCAGCAAUUACUAAAGUCCAACCCGGCAGCUAUGGUUGCUUCCAUGGUCACAAUCGGUGCUUUAACAUUUAACAAUGAAGUGAUCAAGCCUAAAUUGCGAGAAAAGACGAAAAUCCCCAUUCCCAUUGAACUCAUUGCCGUCAUUCUUGGAACGGUUGCCUCUUACUUUGGAGAGCUAAAUGAAAACUAUGGCAUUCGCAUUGUGGGAGAAAUUCCAACUGGAUUGCCUGAGCCGGAAGCACCACCAUUUGAGCUUCUACCAAAAGUGGUUGUGGAUGCAUUUAUUAUUACAAUUGUAGCAUAUACAAUAUCUUUCUCAAUGGCAAAGAUAUUUGCUAAGAAGCAUAAUUAUGAGGUUGAUGCUGCUCAAGAGUUAUAUUCACAGUCAGCAAGUAACGUAUUUGGAUCCUUCUUCGGAUGUGCUCCCAUUGCUGCGUCUUUGUCUCGGUCCCUGAUUCAGGAAGCAGUUGGGGGUGUCACUCAAAUCACGUCACUCAUCUCAUGUUCUCUUCUCUUGCUUGUCCUUCUGUUUGUGGGACCAGUUUUCGAAAAGCUACCAAAUUGUGUUCUGUCAUCAAUCAUUGUUGUGGCGCUGAAGGGCAUGUUCCUACAAGUGAAUGACCUGAAGAGGGUGUGGGCCAUCUCACGCGCCGAUGCAUCGAUAUGGAUUGCAGCCUUCCUUGCUGUUGUUAUUAUUGACAUAGAUUAUGGCCUGAUGGUUGGGGUCCUGAUGUCACUGGUAGUUUUGCUUUUUAGAGGCCAGAAACCUAACACAGCCAUUCUUGGUUCCAUCCCCAACACAGACAUUUAUUUGGAUAUUAAGAAAUACUCCUCAGCUGUGGAAAUACCUUCAGUUUGCAUAUUCCAGUUCAGUGGACCUCUUCACUUUGCAAACAGUGAAUACUUCCGAACUCAGAUUUUCUCUAUGACUGGCCUAGAACCUAAUGUAAUUGUUAGUACAAAGAAAGCUCUAGAGAAGAGGCAAUCAAAAUCUAACCUUGAAAUCAAGGAGAAUGGGGUGCAUGAGAGUGCAGAGAAGAUCCCUGAGAACUCUGAAGAGAAACCCAAGGACAGCAUCAGUGAGAAGCAACUAAACGGAGCAGCAAGGUUCAUCAAGGGGAGGUUCAGCAACAAGAAGAAUAAGCAUGUCGUACUUUCCUUGCCUGAAAUUAAAUGGAUAGUCCUUGACAUGAGUAAAAUCAUCUAUUUGGAUUCCACUGGCGGAAAACUUAUUGCACAGCUCCGGAAAGAAUACAAUGACGCUGGCAUCACACUUAUUCUUGCUUCAGUCUCGGAAAGUGUAUUGGAUAGCUUAGAGAAAUGCGGCACCCUGAAGGCAAUCGCUACAGAACAAAUCUUCCAUUCAGUCCAUGAUGCAGUUACUGUCCUCUCGGUAUUAGAUCAGUCAGCUGUUUCAGGAAGUAAUUGCACCAAGCUCUGA
Molecule: messenger RNA, 2118 nt
Organism: Penaeus indicus
Lineage: Eukaryota; Metazoa; Arthropoda; Malacostraca; Decapoda; Penaeidae
Product: prestin-like
Exons: 14
Coding region: 1-2118 (705 amino acids)
Biological process (GO): transmembrane transport
Cellular component (GO): plasma membrane
Molecular function (GO): bicarbonate transmembrane transporter activity; oxalate transmembrane transporter activity; sulfate transmembrane transporter activity
Source: RefSeq, a predicted model, not a curated record